Molecule: messenger RNA, 2505 nt
Organism: Melopsittacus undulatus (budgerigar)
Lineage: Eukaryota; Metazoa; Chordata; Aves; Psittaciformes; Psittaculidae
Product: epithelial discoidin domain-containing receptor 1-like
Biological process (GO): cell surface receptor protein tyrosine kinase signaling pathway; multicellular organism development; positive regulation of kinase activity
Cellular component (GO): plasma membrane; signaling receptor complex
Molecular function (GO): ATP binding; collagen binding; protein tyrosine kinase collagen receptor activity
Source: RefSeq, a predicted model, not a curated record
AUGUGUAUUCCAUAUACUGUAUAUAUUCUGCUGGGCCGCAGUGACGGUGACGGCGCCUGGUGCCCGGCGGGGCCGGUGUUCCCGCGGGAGGGGGAGUACCUGGAGGUGUCUCUGUCGCGGCUGCACCUGGUGACCCUGGUGGCCACCCAGGGCCGGCACGCGGGGGGCAGGGGCCGCGAGUUCACCGCAUCCUACCGCCUGCGGUACAGCCGCGACCGGCACCGCUGGAGGAGGUGGAGGGAUCGAUGGGGCAGGGAGGUGAUUGGGGGCAAUGAGGACCCCGAGGGGGUGGUGCUCAAGGACCUGGCCCCCCCCCCGGUGGCCCGAGCCCUCCGCAUCUACCCCCGUGCCCCACGGGCCAUGAGCGUCUGCCUGCGACUGGAGCUCUAUGGGUGCCCAUGGGAGGGAGGGCUCCUGUCCUACACUGCUCCCCAUGGCCAAGUGAUGGUCCUGGACCCGGCGCCCGUUGUCCUCAAUGAUUCCACCUAUGAUGGGUACAGCCUUGGCCCGCUGCAGUUUGGGGGCCUGGGCCAGUUGUCCGAUGGGAUCCUGGGUCUGGAUGACUUCACCCGGAGCCGGGAACGUCGCCUGUGGCCGGGAUAUGACUAUGUUGGAUGGCGCCGACCCCCAGGGCCUCAGGCCCAUGUGGAGCUGGAGUUCGAGUUCGAGGCGCUCCGGAGCUUCCGAGCCAUGCAGGUCCACUGCAACAACAUGCACACCCAUGGGGUGAGCAUCUUCAAGGAGGUGGAGUGUCUCUUUAAGAAGACCUUGGCCACAGCUUGGGAGCCCACCCCAGCCACCCAUAGUGUGGUUGGGACCAUGAUGGACCCCAGGGCCCGCUCCAUCAUGGUGCCACUUGGGGGGCGCCAGGCCCGGUUCAUCCGGUGCCACUUCUUCUUCAGUGGGGAGUGGAUGCUCUUCAGUGAGGUCACCUUCUUCUCAGACGUGGUGGAGGAGGUUGUGGGGUCCAGUGGGUGGCCUCCAGCCACCCCCCCUGACCCCUCGGUGGGGGUCAUGGCCAUCUAUGAGGACCAAUGGCAUGGCGACAUGGCCACCAACGUCACAACACCAGCCCCAAUGGACCCCAAUCGAGGCCACCCAAUGGCCAAAGCUGACCAGAGCCACACGUCCAUCCUGAUUGGCUGCUUGGUGGCCAUCAUCCUGCUCCUAUUGGGUGUCAUCUUCCUCAUCCUCUGGCGCCAGUACUGGAAGAAGAUCCUGGGCAAGGCCCGUCCAUCGGAGGACGAGCUCCGGGUGCAGCUCUCGGUGCCUGGUGACACCAUCGUCAUCAACAACGUGACCGCGGCUCGAGGACCCCCCCGGUACGAGAGGAUCCCACCCGGAAAUGGGGAAUACCAGGAGCCAACCAGGGUGAUGGGGACACCGGUACCAGCGGGACGUGCUCCUCUCACCAAUCCCGGCUACCGCCUCCUCCUGUCCACCUACGCCCAGCCAAUGGGAGGCCUCGCUCGUACCCCCCCCGACGGGUCCAAGCCAAUCAACACCGACGCCCCGGAGGGCGGGGCCGAGGCCUAUGCGGAAGCUGACGUCAUCGGAGGCUCCGCCCACCCCUCGUCUGGCCCCGCCCCCUGCCCCGCCCUCCCUUCCUUCCCGCGCCAGCGCCUGCGCUUCCGGCAGAAGCUGGGGGAGGGGCAGUUUGGAGAGGUCCUCCUAUGCGAGGUGGAGGACCCCCAGGCGCUGCCGCCGGGGUCACGACCCCCGGAGCUGGCGCUUGGGCGACCCCUGCUGGUGGCGGUCAAGGUGCUGCGGCCGGACGCGACCAAGAACGCAAGGCGGGACUUCCUGCAGGAGGCCCGCACCAUGGGGCGCCUGCGGGACCCCAACAUCGUGCGGCUGUUGGGGGUGUGUGGGGGUCCCGGCCCCCUCUGCAUCAUCACUGAGUACAUGGAGCAUGGGGACCUGCACCAGUUCCUGGGGGGGCCGGCAGGGAGCGCCCUCAGCCUGCCCACCCUGCUCCAUGUGGGAGCUCAGAUCGCCUCCGGGAUGCGCUUCCUGUCCCGGCUCAACGUUGUCCAUCGGGAUCUGGCCACCCGGAACUGUCUGGUGGGCGCCGGAGUCACCGUCAAGGUGUCCGACUUCGGCAUGAGCCGGCCCCUGUACAGCCAACAGUACUACCGGGUGCGCGGCAGGGUCCUGAUGCCCAUCCGCUGGAUGGCCUGGGAGUGCAUCCUGAUGGGCACCUUCACCCCCGCCAGUGAUGCCUGGGCCUUUGGGGUGACGCUGUGGGAGGUGCUGACGCGGUGCCGGGAGCAGCCCUAUGGGGCCCUGAGCGACGAGCAGGUCAUUGCCAAUGCAGGGCACCACUUCCGGGCCCAGGGCAGGCAGGAGUACCUGCCGUGCCCCCCGGGCUGCCCCCCCGCGCUCCAUGGGGUGAUGCUGAGGUGCUGGGCUCGGGAUGCUGCUGACCGGCCGAGCUUCGGGCUCCUGCACCGGCUGCUGCGGGAGCAGGCAGGGAUGGCCUGAGCAUCAUCAUCAUCUUCAUCA